ACGGGCCGAGGCCCAGCAAUGGGCGAACGCGGAGCUGCUGCUGCUGCUGCUGCAGCGGCGGGAACGGCGCCGGUGGGGACAAGGAAGCGGCGGGGAGCGGGGGGAACGCGGCAGAGCCCCGGGGCUGGGCAGGGAGACAGCGGAGAGGAGCCCGAUGGGGACUUCAGGUGCCACAAGGUGCAGGAGUCGCUGCUGAGCUCCUCCAGCGGCUACAGCAACUACCGGGGGGUCCUCAACUGGUGCGUGGUGAUGCUGAUCCUGAGCAAUGCCAGGCUCUUCCUGGAGAACCUCAUCAAGUACGGGAUCUUGGUGGACCCCAUCCAGGUCAUCUCCCUGUUCCUCAAAGACCCCUACAGUUGGCCCUCCCUGUGCUUGGUCCUCGUGGCCAAUGUCUUUGUCGUGGUGGCCUUGGCCCUGGAGAGACGCUUGGCAGAGGGCUCCCUUUCAGAGGGGCUGGGGGCUGCUCUCCACACCCUCAACCUCUUGGCCAUCCUCUGCUUCCCUGCCGGCAUCGUCUUCAUCGUCACCUCCAUCACCCCAGUUGGAGCUGUCUUCGCCUUGGCUGUCUACACCAUCAUCUUCCUCAAGCUCUUCUCCUUCAGGGACGUCAAUAAAUGGUGCAGGGAGAGGAGGAGGAGGGCACACAGCCCCGCCCCAGAAACGGCAGGAGCCAAGAAAGCCAACGGGGCUGUGGGGCUGAAGGUGGUCACCUACCCAGCCAACCUCACCUACAGGAACCUUUACUACUUCCUCUUUGCCCCUACCCUCUGCUAUGAGCUCAACUUCCCUCGCUCCCCACGCGUCCGCAAGAGGUUCCUGCUCAGGAGGCUCCUGGAGAUGCUCUUCCUGAUCCAGCUGCUGGUGGGGCUGAUCCAGCAGUGGAUGGUGCCUACAAUCCAGAAUUCCAUGAAACCCUUCCGGGACAUGGAUUACUCCCGGAUCAUGGAGCGGCUCCUGAAGCUGGCAGUGCCCAACCACCUCAUCUGGCUCAUCUUCUUCUACUGGUUCUUCCACUCCUGCCUCAACGUGGUGGCCGAGGUGAUGCAGUUUGGGGACAGGGAGUUCUACAGAGACUGGUGGAACUCAGAGUCAGUCACCUACUUCUGGCAGAACUGGAACAUCCCCGUCCAUAAAUGGUGUCUCAGGCACUUCUACAAACCCCUGCUGAAGUGGGGGGCCAACAAGUGGCUAGCCCAGAUAGCAGUGUUCCUCACCUCCGCCUUCUUCCAUGAGUACCUGGUGAGUGUUCCCCUGAAGAUGUUCCGGCUCUGGGCCUUCAUGGGGAUGGCAGCACAGAUCCCGCUGGCCUGGCUGGUGUCGCGCUUCCUGCGGGGCAACUACGGCAACGCGGCGGUCUGGAUCUCGCUGAUCAUCGGCCAGCCCAUCGCCGUCCUCAUGUACGUCCACGACUACUACGUCCUCAACUAUGAAGGCACCCAAUGAAGGUGGCCCUGGGGUGGCCACCGCCAGCUCCCCCCGCUCCUGGUGACCUGUGGGUGGCCCAGCUGCCGCCAGCACCCCCAGCGCUGCCGGGAAUCGAAUGUCGGAUCAAUGCAAUAUCCCCUGCCCCCCACCCCCACCUCAGGAGGUACUGGUGGGACCCCAUGCAGACGUGGCCUCCACCAGGCCCCUGGGGGCAUGAGGGACACCAGGAGGUCCCCACCAAGGUCUCUGGUUGUCCCCUGAGCUUUAAGUGGCCUCCUUGGCGUUCAGGCACUUUAAGGGAUUGGCCUUGCCCCUGUCGUGCUCCUCAGUGGUGGGAGGCUCUUGGCCCUGCCCUGGAGCUUCUGCUCCACCCCCUGCCCGUGGUCCCACCCCAGGUGUCCAUGAUCCUGCCCAAGGUGCCCAUGUUGGUUCCUGUGAUGCCCAUGGUCCUGCUGCUGGGGUCCACCUUGGGUGCCCUUUGAUCUUCAUGGUCGCCACGGUGGUGACCAUGGUCCUGCCCUGCUCUGGUCUCACUCAGCCACUUUUUAACCUUCUCCAGCUGGUUCCUGUCCAAGCCCAGUGAUUAAAAAGGGCUUUUUGUGUUUUUUGGACAA
Molecule: messenger RNA, 2039 nt
Organism: Pogoniulus pusillus (Red-fronted tinkerbird)
Lineage: Eukaryota; Metazoa; Chordata; Aves; Piciformes; Lybiidae
Gene: DGAT1
Product: diacylglycerol O-acyltransferase 1
Exons: 17
Coding region: 19-1443 (474 amino acids)
Biological process (GO): triglyceride biosynthetic process
Cellular component (GO): endoplasmic reticulum membrane
Molecular function (GO): diacylglycerol O-acyltransferase activity
Source: RefSeq, a predicted model, not a curated record